Messenger RNA from Cercopithifilaria johnstoni, 285 nucleotides. The record is from the annotation of a GenBank genome assembly. Lineage: Eukaryota; Metazoa; Nematoda; Chromadorea; Rhabditida; Onchocercidae.
AUGGCUGGUGAACGUAGUCCAAAACGAUUCGAUUUUCGCCGUAAGGAAGCACGACUUUUGCAACAAAGUCGACAACUUCACAUGGAUGCACUUCGUAUUGAGAAUGAGCUAGUACUAUUGCUUCAACAGGAAUGGUUUCUCAUUCAAGAUUACAAUAUUCAAAUGUUACAGUAUCUUGAGUUACAACUUACCUGCGAGAUUAUGGCAUCGUCGAAAACUCAACGCGAUGAAAAAACAGCGAAAACGUUUAUCGCGAAUGCUAUAAAGGAGAGAAGCUUGAAAUGA